This is a messenger RNA of Chelmon rostratus (copperband butterflyfish), 2492 nucleotides long. RefSeq names its product tumor protein p63 regulated 1-like (gene tprg1l). Gene Ontology annotation, cellular component: cytoplasm. The transcript has 6 exons. Lineage: Eukaryota; Metazoa; Chordata; Actinopteri; Chaetodontiformes; Chaetodontidae. The coding region runs from base 113 to 958 and encodes 281 amino acids. The record is from RefSeq and is a predicted model, not a curated record.
UCACAAUCAAAACAUUAUUCGUGCGCAAUGGGUGAGUCCGCAUCCUCCGAAGGACGUUUUCUAAUCUAACCCUUGGCGCACAUUGUCGGGAAGCUCCGCGAUUUGUUCCACCAUGCUUCAGCUGAACGACACGAUGGAGCCGGAGAGUCCGGGCGCUGCGAUUCUCCACCCCGCAGAAACCGAGGAGGGGGUCGAGGUUGCCUUCACGCCGCCGGAGGCCGGACGGAGCCUCGGACACGGAGCCUCGGUGGCCUGCUGCCCUCCGUUACAAACGCUGACGCCUUUUCAUGUGCACAACCCCACGAUCCAAGCGAAAGUCAAGGACUAUUUCGUGUUCAGGCCAGGUACCAUAGAGCAGGCGGUGAGCGACAUCAGGACCGUGGCACUCCCUUCGGAGGAUGGAGAGGUGCUCAGCGUCUGGCUGCUGGCUGAAGUUGACCACUGGAACAAUGAGAGGGAGAGACUUGUGCUUAUAACUGAUAGGUCACUGCUGGUGUGCAAGUACGACUUCAUCAACCUGUUGUGUCAGCAGGUCGUCAGGAUCUCUCUCAACGCUGUAGACACCAUCUCAGUGGGCGAGUUUGAGUUCCCCCCCAAAUCCCUGAACAAGAGAGAGGGCUACGGGAUUCGCGUCCAGUGGGACAAACGUCCUCGGGCCUCGUUCUUAAACCGCUGGAACCCCUGGUCCACGGACAUGCCCUACGCCACCUUCACAGAGCACCCCAUGUCCCACGCUGAUGAGAAGGUGGCCUCCCUCUGCCAGUUGGACAACUUCAGGACCCAGCUGGUCCAGGCAGUAAAGAAAGCCCAUAAGGAGCACCCCAUCCCGGGUCGGGCCAACGGUGUCCUGAUCCUGGAGAGACCCCUGCUCAUCGAGACCUAUCUGGGCAUCAUGUCUUUCAUCAACAAUGAGGCCAAGCUGGGCUACUCCAUGACCCGUGGCAAGAUUGGCUUCUAAGAUCCACAGUUUGUCCAGAUUACAAGAGUUCAACCCAUGUGUCCGUGUUAACGCUGCGCUGUCUGAGGGAAGCUGUCGCUCCUCUACAGUGUAAUGCGCAACCGAUCUAUGUGUGUGUAUGUUGAGCCCAUGAGAAGUCCACACCUCCUGAAGUUGGUGUUAGAGACAAGUGGUCAGCCUUCUGUAGGUAAAUGAUUCGCAGCACUGCAUGGACUCGCUACUCAUUUGUUUUUGCCCCCCCCCAUCCCUUUCCUUUAAAGAGCUGCUCACAGAUCUGCCAUACCUACUGUACAUGGGCCCUCAGGAGUGUAUGCCCAUGAGACAUAAGUUGGAGAGAAAGGACACGGCAUCAAUUCAUCACUUCUGUACUUGAGUCUCUUGUGGUCUAAUGCUCCUUGUUUAACCACUGAUUGACAGACUGUCAAAACUAAUGGGACUGAGAUUUUGGUAGAGGAAUACAAACGUCAGGGGCGUUACUAUGGGGUUAAUGUGUUUCGUUUUUAGCUUUUCUCUGCAGCUAAAAAAGGCCACCCAGAGAAGAGCAGUUAAACCAUAAUAUCAGCUAGCAAUAUGUUUCAUAGUUAUUCCAUUAAUAUGGUUUGAAAUGAAGGCUUGCACUAUUCAGAUCAGGGGGCAUAGGGCAGCUCCAUGGUAUGGAAGAGCCGCUGAUGGACUGAGUCAUGUCACAUGAUUUUUGUAAUAAGGAUCACGCACUGCUAUACUGAAAAGCUCUGGGUUAAGAUGUGUUACUUGCGGAAGAUGACAGCUGGAUUCUACUUUUCAGCAUCCAUGAAAUGAUGAAUUACUUGCUGUGACCUUCCUCUCUUAUUGGCCAAUGUGCUCUCAAUGCUUACAUUUGCCUCAAUUAUGUGGUUGUUCAGAGCAGGGAGCCGAUGUACCACUUGGAGAGCUGCAUAAGCUACUAAUAUCUGAAAUGUUCUUGUAUGUUACAGAUGUUUUAUGCAACAUGAACUUGUAAACCAUGUCUUUAUGUUAAAAGUCCUGCAACGUGCAUUCGUUUUAGGCAGAUUUGCACUGGGUGUAAUGUUGGGUUACAAAAUGAAAUCCAUGCAGACAAAGCUUUGCAUCAGUUCAUUAACCACAUAAUGUAUGUAUCUUGUGAACUGGAUUUAGGUAAUUUUUUUUUUUAUAUAAUUGUGCUACCAAAGGUAACAUUUUCAUGCUCAACAAUGCCAAUGAAUAAUUGUGUUCUAAAAUGCCUUUUUUUGGGUAUAACUUGCGCAUGUUCCCUGCACGUUGAGUUUGCAUGACAGAUGUUUUUUAAAUGAGUAUCCUAAACGGACCUGUAAAAACUAAUUAGGUUUUAUUUAUCUGCUGUUAUUUUGAUGCGGUUAAUUCAUGAAUGCUUAUAGAAAACAAGUAUUUCAUUGCCAGUUAAGAAGCAUUCAUUUAGGGAUUUUAAAAGUGAUUAACUUGUUAUUACCGGUACCAACAAGUUGAAGGAUUACUUUUUGUUCUAGAUACGUAUCUGUAGCCACAAUGGAGAAUAAUAAAUGCCUACGUGUUCCUGUUG